Messenger RNA from Osmerus eperlanus (European smelt), 1030 nucleotides. It is a transcript of the gene pcgf1, whose product is annotated as polycomb group ring finger 1. The coding region runs from base 141 to 905 and encodes 254 amino acids. Lineage: Eukaryota; Metazoa; Chordata; Actinopteri; Osmeriformes; Osmeridae. Gene Ontology annotation, biological process: negative regulation of transcription by RNA polymerase II. Gene Ontology annotation, molecular function: promoter-specific chromatin binding. The record is from RefSeq and is a predicted model, not a curated record. Gene Ontology annotation, cellular component: PRC1 complex. The transcript is spliced from 9 exons.
CACGGUUUUAACAAGUUCUGGGUUGUUGCUUAGGCUACUUAUUAAGCGUUUUCGCGUUUUCGCGGUAAUCGAAGUCAGGUGGCAAAUUGGCUGAUGGCAAUAAAUAAGUUAUCGUUGACGUGCCCGUGCGUGCCACAACUAUGUACACGACUUCUCAAACCGUAACUAGCUGGGCAGACGCACAGGACCAAGUUCAGCAUUUGCGGGAGGAAGUCAAGUUGAAGAUCAAAGACCUAAACGAGCAUAUUGUAUGCUAUCUGUGUGCCGGAUACUUCAUCGAUGCCACAACUAUUACCGAGUGUUUGCAUACUUUCUGUAAAAGCUGCAUUGUGAAGUACCUCCAAACCAGCAAGUAUUGUCCGAUGUGCAAUAUCAAAAUCCAUGAAACGCAGCCUUUACUCAACCUCAAACUGGACAGAGUGAUGCAAGACAUCGUCUACAAACUGGUCCCUGGUCUGCAAGAGAGUGAAGAUAAAAGAAUAAAGGAGUUCUAUCAGUCACGGGGGAUUGAGAGAGCGGUCCAUCCGUCAGGAGAAGACUCGAUACCAGAUGCAGCAGGUCUCCCUUUCACCUGCUUUGACCACUCUAAAGCCCACUUCUACAGAUACGACGAGCAGGUCUCACUGUGUUUAGAGAGACAGAGUUCAUCGCUCUCUGGAAAAGAUAAGACAAAACUUACCCUUCAGCAGAAGUUUGUCCGCUGCUCAGUCCGUGCGGAGGUGAGACACCUUCGGAAAGUGCUGUGUCAUCGACUGAAUGUAGAGAAGCACCAGGUCCAGAUGUUGUUCAACAACGAGUCCCUCCCAGAUCACAUGACCAUGAAGCGUUUGUGGCUGUCUCACUGGUUUGGCAAGGCUCAACCACUGGUCCUACACUACAAUAUCAAGGAGAAAAGGACAAGAUAGAACUUCCCCUCUCCAACGGCAGCUGUAUAUAUUUUGUAUAAUACAUAUUCUAUUUUAAUAGUGUUUGUGUACACAUACUUAUUUUGCUGUUUUGUAUUUUUGAAAAUAAAUCUGUGGAAAAUGCA